CCACAUGAAGCUGAAGCCAGGAAAUUGUGGUUGCCUAGCAAGUUUCACAUCUACGGUGCAAAGUUUGAAUACGUGUUGCUCGGCUCCUGUCUGUGCUGUUAACUUAUUUUAAAUUACAUUUUCCCCGUCGAGGUCCAAUUGGCAACACUGACGGUGCAAGAUGUCGGUCGCAGGAUUUAAGAAGCAAUUUUACAAAGCAAGUCAGAUGGUGAGUGAGAAGGUUGGAGGUGCAGAGGGAACCAAGCUGGAUGAAGACUUCAAGGACCUUGAGAGGAGAGCAGAUGUCACCAGCAAAGCAGUGGUGGAAGUCAUCAAUAAAACAUCAGAGUACCUCCAGCCCAACCCAGCAACGAGAGCUAAGCUUUCAAUGCUCAACACAGUGUCCAAAAUCCGCGGGCAGGUGAAGAGUCCAGGCUACCCCCAGCCUGAGGGACUCCUGGGGGAGUGUAUGACUAAGUAUGGACAGGAUAUGGGCUAUGACACCAACUUUGGUGGGGCUCUAAUAGACAUUGGGGAGUCAAUGAAGAGGAUGGCUGAGAUCAAGGACUCUCUGGAUAUUGAUGUGAAGCAGAACUUUAUUGACCCACUGCAGGCAGUCGCUGAGAAGGAUAUUAGAGACAUUCAGCACCACCUGAAGAAGCUAGAGGGCCGCCGUCUGGACUAUGAUUAUAAAAAGAAACGUCAAGGUAAAAUCCAAGAAGAAGAGAUCAGGCAGGCCCUGGAGAAGUUCCAUGAGUCCAAAGACAUGGCUGAAAGCUCCAUGCACAACCUACUGGAAACAGAUGUGGAGCAGGUGAGUCAGCUGUCUUCUUUAGUGGAGUCUCUGCUGCAGUACCACAGACAGGCCUCGCAAGUCCUGGAGGAGCUUUCUGACAAACUGAGAGAAAGGGUGAAUGAUGCUCAGUCUCGUCCGAGACGUGAAUACACACCGAAACCCAGACCAGCCUUUGACUAUGGAGAGGUAGAAGACUCUAACGGAGGAUACUCACCAGCUGCAACAAGCCCUCCAGCUUACUCUCCUGCCCCAGCACAAUAUCCAGUUCCAUCCUUCCAAAGAACCUCCAUCAAGAGCAGACCGCGUGAGCCAUGCUGUAAAGCCCUGUAUGACUUUGAGCCAGAGAAUGACGGAGAACUGGGCUUCAACGAGGGCGACAUCAUCACCUUGGUCAGUCAGAUCGAUGAGAACUGGUUCGAGGGAAGCCUUCGCGGCAAAUCAGGAUUCUUCCCCAACAACUACGUUGAAGUGGUGGUACCCCUGUCACACUGAAAACAGCAAGGCAAGAGGGGGACAGCAGGAUGGAAAGGAUAAAAAGGGGGGAUGAUAGAGGAUUAUCAACUCUCAAUAAUCAAAAUAUAUCUUUUCUUUACUGUAAUUAAAGGGUAAACAUCUCAAGACAUGGACCUGAUUUUUGUAUCUAGGAGUUAUUUGAGUAAAGAGCUUUUUUUUUUUUUAAUUCUGUCAGAUUAGGUCGAUAUUUAAUGGAUUUUUAAGGACAGAGGGAUGUUCAAUCAGAAAAAUGACAGUGUAAUGUUUGGGUGCAUUUACCAUAUCCUGAGUCCUUGCAUUCAUUCUCUAUGCACCUGAGUACUUUGUACACUACACCUCUAUCACUGAGACUGAUGAAGAAAGAUCAGGAGAGAAUGACCUCUGUAAUGACAUGUCCAGCAGUAUCCCCAAACACUAAGAAGUGCAACUACUUAAUUCUUAACCUAUUUUAUAUUCACAAGAUGACAUUUCUUGUUCAUGUAUUGUUCAUAUUGGUACUACACACAUGCAUGUAUAUGCAUGCUUUCUUCUAAGUAGGUUUCUACACUCCCAGUUUUCACUUCUGUGCCUUCAGGCUUUAGUACUGUUGUCAUCAUGGACUAGUUGGAGUCAACAUGGAGGACUGGCUGCCUUUUGUCCAUGUUUGAGACUAUCCUCCACUGCCACCUGGUGGAACUAUAGAUCAUUCUUAGCUAUUGGUUUAAGGGGUACCAUCACAUGGCUUCUGAUUUCUUACCAAAUCCACACUGGGUGGCUUGUCUUAUAUAAAAAUUUUAAAAUAGCUGGAGCCAGUCAGCAGGUAACUAGACUGAGUGCUGUAUUAAAUGUCUUUUUCAUUCAUGCACUACUGCUGAUCAGAAAAACUCUUGGUUUACAAACAUUAGCUAAGUGUGUUCGCGACAAAAAAAUAUUGUUUUAUAGUUGGUUUCUAAAGAGCUGGAGGGCGUCCAUAAAUAUGCUUAGCUAUAUAACAUUUAUCACACUAAUAGUCGCUAAGUUGUCAGUGAUUUAAUUUACCUACAGCUCUUCCAAUGUUUCUCACUGCACUCCACUCUUCUCUUAGAGCUGAUGCCAAAGAAAGGGUGCACAAAUUCCAAAAUUAGGCUGCUGUUUGUCAUUAAAAGGAAACCUAUUUCAUACAGCCUAUUUACUUCACAUUUUAAAGAAGAAAAGCAGACAUUUGUUUCCGUUACAGUGCAACCCACAACUAUGUAACAUGAUUGACCCCCACACCAAAUAUUUUGCAGCAUUACACCAAAGCCAUAUGCAUGCAUCUUUCAGUUCCUCUAUUCUCUCAGGCUCUAUUGAUACUGCUGGCAGUGUCACUCACAAUGUUUUGUGGCCUUUUACCCAACUGUUUGUCAAUGAAUUUUCAGUCUGUGAUUUGUUUUCCCCCCUUAGUGCCGGGGUAAGCUUGGCUUUAGUAUUCUAACCUAUAAUUUGGAGCAUGGAAAUUAAUCUGAUGUGUUUUGGGUGUUUUUGUACCUGCCUCAGUUUUCAGGCUGAAAGAAAAUGCUAUCUCCAAACUAUUGUGUUCAGAAUUUACUAUUGUGUUCAGAAUUUACUAAUAAUGAAGAAGGCCUGUACACAAUAGCCAGUUUCAGUUUCAAUUAAGCCUGUUACAAGCUGACUAUGAACUGUGAGGGUUUGUGCUGUUCACUAAAAUGCCAACUUUCUCCUCUUGUCAUGAUCCCCUUGUUAGACCGCCCCCCGCCCCACUCAUCUCUCCCAUCUCUGUUUAAACUGGGAGCGGAACAGACAGGUCUUUUCAGCAGGGAAGGGCACACAGCAGUGGAUUAUACCCUCCCUCCCCCACUGGUCUUUAUUCACCACCUGCCCCUACCCCUUUCUCAUUAUCAGCCCCAUCCCUAUCCCAUGGAGCGUCUGGAGCUCAGUCUCCUGGUCCACCCCUGGAAUAAUCUCUUUGUUAUCAUAGUAUGUGCCUCUUAAAUGUUAUGUUUGCAUGCCUCCUAUCUUAUCCAUGUUAUGUAUAGGGCCAGGGGCUUUGGCUGUGCAGAGUAAUAACUGUGGUUCAGGUGUGGGUUUACAUGCCUCAUUACACUAAAUCAAAAGCCUAGAGUUGGAGAGUGGAAAGGAGGGUCAGGGGUUCAGGUUGAGCUAUUAUGGAGCUUUUGUAAUAUUGAUGGUGAAUAAUGUCGUGGAACAAAGGGCUGAGAUCAAUUUGUGUGCUGCUGCUGUCAAAGCUGAAAUAGUUGUCUGAAUGCUGCGACUGACAUUGAUUGCAACACUACAUUCUGUGAUGGCUUGUAUUGCAUCCAUACCUGUAAGUGUCUUGACUUUGCAAUAUUGAUGAAAGAAGUAUUAUCAGACUGUAAAGCUUUAUUUUAUUAUGCCUAAUGUUAAUGGAAUUGUCUCUGUUAAAAUGUAACUGCUUUGCAUGUGUCUUCAUUACAGCUCUUGUGUCUUAGGCAAUGCCUUAUUUUUGUAACUGUGACACUGUGGGGAGACUAAAAGUGGGAUUAUCCUGGAUUAUCUUUAGGAUAUAUGGAUUACCUCUAUACUAAAUGUAAUCUUCUGUGUAUUGUAUAUUUUUGUUACAAUGUAAAGGGGAAUGGAUGCUGUUCAUUCACUUAUUCAAAUAAAUAUUAUAAUAAGUA
Molecule: messenger RNA, 3885 nt
Organism: Siniperca chuatsi (mandarin fish)
Lineage: Eukaryota; Metazoa; Chordata; Actinopteri; Centrarchiformes; Sinipercidae
Product: endophilin-A2-like
Exons: 9
Coding region: 161-1267 (368 amino acids)
Biological process (GO): synaptic vesicle uncoating
Cellular component (GO): presynapse; glutamatergic synapse; cytoplasm
Molecular function (GO): protein binding
Source: RefSeq, a predicted model, not a curated record